AAAAAAAAAAAAAAAAAAAAAAAAAAGGAACCAUUGUGAACACCGAACAUCAUAUUGAGUCAGCUUAAGUCCUAAGGCUGACUGUGGUACAAAAAAUGUACAAAGUUGGAUAGUAGUUUAUCAUCAAGUUUACCAUCACGACGUAUUUACUAUUUACUUGAUGCUUUUUAUAAGUAUCGUCUUAAUAUAUAUAUGAAAAACAGACCUUUAAUCUAGGUAUACCUUUGAAAAAAAAAAUACUUAACUACGCCCGCUAGCGAAAAGAGAAACCUCGGGUCUUGGAUGUAAGAAGCCUUAGCUGGAAUAUUGGUUCACGUUCCCGGACGCCAUUAGUUUUUCGAUGUGGCUGAAUCAGCUCUCUUUGCUUUUUGUUCGAGUAUAUUAUCGAAGCGCGUUGCUCUCCUUGGUCUCAUUAUAACAAGGCAAGAUGCCUAAUUCCGCACCAAUCCCCCAAAAGAAAAGAGGGCUGGACAUGGCUUCGUCUUAUAAGUCCACUUCGCCAAUAGCACAAGGAAUACUAGCCAGUGAUCUAGCGGAAUGCUCUGACGACGACGCGGUUGAGGACGCCUUUGAUAAUGGGUCCGAGUCCGAGUCUGAGACUGAAAGUGGACCUGUUCUGUACACACAGCCUACUGGAAUGGCCUUUGGAUACAGACGACCGAGUCUCGUAAUAGACCCGGUUAAUGAACCUGUUCUCACCAGAGUCGAGAAGAGGCAGUCCCGCGACGCUGAACGCAGUCUUUUAAGAGAUAACCACAUCAUCCCACCUAAACAUAUCAUCGAACCACAACCUGGAAUAGUCUCGAGGUUGUAUAAGACCAUGUUCAGCACCAAAGUUCGCAAGUUGCCAGAGGAUGAGGAAGUCCCUCGGGUCACGGUCCAGCCCUCUGAGACUUCACCAUUACUUGCAGGCGCCGCUGAACCGGGCAACUCGCACCAUGACCACCUAAACGAGCAGUGGGAUGCCGCGGUGGCCUCGGGGAUGAUAGAGACCACCUGGCAGAGGGAGGCUAAGACGAUUGCAACUUACUCGCGAUCGCUAGUCCUAACGUUCCUGUUGCAAUAUAGCAUCAACAUUACUAGUAUCUUCGCCGUAGGUCGGAUUGGAAAGAUUGAGCUGGGUGCGGUUAGCUUGGCCACCAUGACGGCGAAUAUCUGCUGCUACGCUCCAAUGCAGGGUUUGGCAACGAGCCUGGAUACUCUCUGUGCCCAGGCGUACGGAUCGGGUCACAAACACUUAGUGGGUUUACAGCUCCAGCGGAUGGUUUACUUCUUGUGGUCGCUUGUUAUCCCGGUUGCCGUGCUGUUCUUCUUUGCUGAGAGCAUACUUCUCCACAUAGUCCCUGACCCGCGGUCUGCUGAGCUUGCGGGUCUCUAUCUUCGUGUUAUUAUUGCUGGCGUGCCCGGCUUCGUUGCAUUUGAGGGAGGCAAGCGGUUCGUUUUGUCGCAAGGCUUGUUUAUCGCGACAACUUACGUCUUGCUAAUCGCGGCUCCCCUCAACAUUUUCAUGAACUGGCUUUUCGUUUGGCACUUCGGGUUCGGAUUCGUCGGUGCGCCUAUUUCCGUUGCGAUAACCCAGACACUUAUGCCAUUCCUCCUGUUUUCCUACGUAUUGUUUGUAGACGGUUCACAGUGCUGGGGAGGCUUCACCCGCCGUGCUCUCAACAAUUGGGGUCCUAUGAUUCGGCUCGCCCUACCGGGGAUGGUGAUGGUGAUGGCUGAAUGGCUUGCAUUUGAGAUCCUCACCUUGGCAACGAGCCAAUUUGGAACAUCUUACCUGGCGGCGCAGAGCAUUCUAAUUACUCUGACGUCAACAACUUUCAAUAUUCCCUUCCCUGUCUCCAUCGCCGCCUCUACGCGGGUCGCUAAUUUAAUAGGAGCUCGGCUAGUUAAUGCUGCCAAAACAUCAGCCAAAGUCGCAUUCGGGGCGGGUUGUAUUAUUGGAUUAUUCAACCUCAGCUUACUCGCUGGUCUCCGUUAUCAGCUCCCCCUUCUCUUUACCCGAGACGAAGAGGUGAUCGCUAUAGUAGCGAGGGUGAUGCCGCUUGUGGCGGUUAUGCAGGUCUUCGAUGGCCUUGCAGCCGUCGCCCACGGGUUGCUUCGCGGGAUCGGGAAGCAAUCAUUCGGUGGUUACGCAAACCUGUCCAUCUACUACUUGCUUGCCCUGCCCAUCUCGUUUGCUACCGCGUUUGCGCUCGAUUGGAAACUUAUAGGCUUGUGGCUGGGAACCACGAUAGGAUUGGCUCUAGUUGCUGCAGUCGAGUUUUGGUACACGUGUGUCUCGGACUGGGAACAGUCAGCGCGAGAUGCGGAGAAUCGAAAUACCGCUGGUUGAACGACAUGUUUUGUAGGUGGUUAUAGUUGUAUAGUUGUGUUUCACUAUAUUGGUAUUUGUUGGUGUUUGAAUGGAAUAUCUGAUUGGAGAUUAAAAUAUAGUAGUGUAUGAUUUGCUGGUGUAAGAUAUGCAAAACCGUCUUAAACUACCUAAGCUUCAUCUUUAAACCUUAAUUGUGUAAGGUUAAUGAUAGGUAUGUAGUCUGGAGUUCUUGGAACAGCGUUAUUCUAGAUUACCUGUUCAUUGUGAAACAUAUACACACCUACUGUAGGCCUACUUAACACAGUACGUGUGUCUGAUUGGCCGAUAAGACGGGUAGAUUGAAUGAGUGAGGCUGAUAGUCUGAU
Molecule: messenger RNA, 2682 nt
Organism: Daldinia caldariorum
Lineage: Eukaryota; Fungi; Ascomycota; Sordariomycetes; Xylariales; Hypoxylaceae
Product: MATE efflux family protein
Exons: 5
Coding region: 428-2335 (635 amino acids)
Biological process (GO): xenobiotic detoxification by transmembrane export across the plasma membrane
Cellular component (GO): membrane
Molecular function (GO): xenobiotic transmembrane transporter activity; antiporter activity
Source: RefSeq, a predicted model, not a curated record